AGGAAAAAAUGUGGUGUGCUGGUGGUGGAGGGAGGCUCCAAGUCUUGCUUUUCCAAACGACCUUUCUAAAAAUAGAAACUUGUCUCUAAUCAAAUACCAUUCCUCCUCCACAUUCCCAAACCAGAGGAGUACGGAGAGAGGAAGAACAAACUACCAUUUCGUUCCUCUCUUCUCCAUCUUCUUCAUUACCAUCAUCAUGGCUGCUUCCUCCAAUUAUUUUCCCAUCUUCCUCCUCCUCCUCGCCGCCUUCUCCGUCUCCUCCCUCGUUUUGGCUGAUCCGGAUCUCGGCGGACUCCUCAACAGCCUCUCUCAAGGAUCUGUGGCUUCUCUUCAUGAAUCCAUGCAGUGCAUGCAGAAACUGCUUCCCUGCAAAACCUACCUCAACGUCUCCGCCACCGAACCGCCCCCGGACACCUGCUGCUCCGCCUUGCAGGAGACCGUCACCGACGACUUCGAGUGCCUCUGCCGCUUCUAUAACGAUCCUCAGAUCCUUCCUACCUUGAACAUCACAAGGCAUGAUGCUCUCCAGCUUCCCAAGGCCUGUAAUGUCCGUCUUCGCCUUUCCAAAUGCAAACAUGAAGCAAGUUCUCCAAGUCCAAAUCCAUCAACUCCUAUUCCAAUUGAUAAGGCUACAACAGAUGCAGCAGCUGCAGCACUUGUAGCAGCAGAGAAGUCCAUGUCAGGUGCUAAUGCCAGCAAAGACGAGCUUGCCACUUCUAGUGGCACAAGAAGUUCAACCAAAACAACCACUUGUUUCAGUGUUCUUCUUGCAGUCUUCGCUUCAUUAUUCAUGAACUUUCUCCUUUUUUCUGCAUAAAAUUUUACCAUUGGAUCAAAAUCUGUUUGAGAUCCGGCUUUGCUUCACAAAUUCAUGUUACUCUGAUUGUGUAUAUACUACAUGAGGAUUAUCUGACAAUAAUAAAAACUUUUAUAUAUCUCGACACAUUAACACACUUGCACACCGUCAUUGUUUUAAGUCUCUUAUUUCGCUCCUGCUUCCAUGCAAAUAGCAAGCUAUUGAUUGCUAUAUUUAUUAUUAUAAUAAUGCAUCACAAUUUAUAAGAAUGUCCUAUCUUUUUGAGAA
Messenger RNA from Prosopis cineraria, 1084 nucleotides. Its product is annotated as non-specific lipid transfer protein GPI-anchored 3-like. The record is from RefSeq and is a predicted model, not a curated record. The transcript has 3 exons. The coding region runs from base 197 to 817 and encodes 206 amino acids. Lineage: Eukaryota; Viridiplantae; Streptophyta; Magnoliopsida; Fabales; Fabaceae.